Molecule: messenger RNA, 10716 nt
Organism: Spodoptera litura
Lineage: Eukaryota; Metazoa; Arthropoda; Insecta; Lepidoptera; Noctuidae
Gene: Itpr
Product: Inositol 1,4,5,-trisphosphate receptor
Biological process (GO): calcium ion transmembrane transport
Cellular component (GO): endoplasmic reticulum; membrane
Molecular function (GO): inositol 1,4,5-trisphosphate-gated calcium channel activity; inositol 1,4,5 trisphosphate binding
Source: RefSeq, a predicted model, not a curated record
GAAAACAAAUAUUCAAAUUCAACUUAAGUCUGUCUAUCCCGCAGAAAAUACAACUGUGAUAAUCGUAUUGAUCUUUCAGAUAACCUAAUUUUAAUUAAUUUGUGAGAUAAAGUAGUACUUGUUGCGAUAUCUGUGUAUCACUGUGUUGUUGCAUUAUGUGGCAUUAAAUCAUUAAUUAGUAUCGGCUGCCUAUCAACUAUCAAGUGACCGAACACCAAAACUGCAAGAAGUUAUCAUUAAAUUCUUGCCCAAAGAUGAUAGACAAAAGUCUUCCAAAAAGGUUGAAGUUUGGUGUCCAUAUAAAAGACAAGCAGAGUAGUAGGUAAUACUGGCUGCAAAACUUUGACAAAUCGAAAGUAUCUAUUAUGAAAAAAGCAAUGUCAAGAUAAUUAUGUUGUUUAUUUUGUAACUCUCAAAAUUGUUUGUCUUGAAUAUCCUCAUACUCAUAAAUAAAUAAUAUGGGAAAUCAAAGUUUCAAGAGCAGGGACUUGGGUUGGGGAUCUUCUGAUUCUUCAGAAGAAUCAAAUGCAAAAUUGAAUUUUAGUCCAAAAUCCAAACACAAGUUUGAACAAGUGACAAGAAGAAAGACGUACAAGAAAUCAAAAGUAAAACCUAUUUCAAUGAGGUCUACAAAAUCACUACGGACGGACAUUCAACGAAUUAGAGAAAAAAUAUUAGGAGAUAAAGUACCGGUAAUUAUGGCAUUAUUAAUGGAGUACCCUUAUCGAUUGCGCAUGGCUAAAAAUCCAAUCAAGCAGUGUUUUUCACAAAUUAACAACGCGUUACCCAGCGAAGAGUGGUGUCGUCGGAUUCAAUCAAAUCCUUGUGCAACUUACUGCCGAAAGUGUGACAAAAAGUCGUCUAACUUGUCCAGAAAACCAAAACGUUGAUAUUUUAUUCAUUUUCGCUAUUGGAUUUUUUAUGGUGUGUAAAUUUGUUUUGUAUUCAGUAGAAAUAAAUUAUUUUGGUAUGGCUUGACGUUUGUUAUUGGGAAAACGCAAUUGUCGAGUGGCAACACCGCAGUGGCGCGCCUUCAUGCGAGGUGACUUCGCUUCGCCGUGUGUCAUUAGAAAUCAAAGUUUUUGUGUUUUUUCUCGAAUUAUCGCAUUUAAAUCCAUUUUUAAUCUCUGAGUGAUAUUAUUGUGAUUAUGUGCUGUUAUCUUUUGAGUGGCGGAGGCGUACGAUAAGGGUGUUGUUGCAUGGUGGGGAUAAGGAGAAGGUGCAGUCAUGGGAGACAGUUUCUUGCACCUGGGGGACAUUGUCUCCCUGCACGCGGAGGGCACCGUAUCAGGAUUCCUCAGUACCUUAGGGUUGGUAGAUGACAGGUGUGUAGUAUGCCCGGAAGCGGGGGACCUGACUGAUCCGCCCAAAAAGUUCCGGGAUUGCCUGUUCAAAAUAUGCCCUAUGAACCGUUACUCCGCUCAGAAGCAAUUCUGGAAUACAGCCAAACAGUCCGCAAAUUCAAACACCGAUACAGGACUGCUCAAGAGGUUGCAUCAUGCUGCUGAGAUAGAAAAAAAGCAAAAUGAGUUGGAGAACAAGAAGCUACUCGGGACUGUCGUGCAGUACGGAAGCGUACUACAACUGCUGCAUGUCAAGUCUAAUAAAUACCUUACUGUAAAUAAAAGACUGCCCGCGUUGCUGGAAAAGAAUGCCAUGCGUGUACAUCUUGACGCCAACGGCAACGAGGGUUCUUGGUUUUACGUUAUGCCCUUCUACAAAUUGCGUUCCACUGGUGAUAACGUAGUAGUCGGAGACAAGGUAAUCAUGAACCCCGUUAACGCCGGCCAACAAGUCCUACACGUCUCAUCUAAUCACGAACUGCCUGAUAACGUUGGCUGUAUGGAGGUGAAUGUGGUCAACUCUUCGACGUCAUGGAAAGUGACGUUGUUCCUCGAACACAAGGAGAACCAGGAGGAGAUCUUGAAGGGUGGUGACGUGGUAAGACUGUUCCAUGCUGAACAGGAGAAGUUCCUCACCAUGGAUGAGUACCAGAAGCGGCAGCACGUGUUCCUGAGGACCACGGGACGGUCUAGUGCAACAGCUGCGACCAGCAGUAAGGCGUUGUGGGAGAUUGAGGUGGUACAACACGACCCGUGCCGAGGUGGUGCGGGACACUGGAACUCAAUCUUCAGGUUCAAACACCUCGCCACCGGCCACUAUCUGGCUGCUGAAGCCUGUAAUAGACCUCCUGACGCGCCCGUGGACCCCUGCGAGCCAGCGUACCAGUUGGUGUCUGUCCCGCAUUCCUCCGAGAUCGCCACGCUAUUCGAACUUGACCCCACCACCAUGACACAUUCCGACGCUCCAGUUCCACAGAGCAGCUAUGUCAGGCUCCAACACCUUUGCACGCACACGUGGGUUCAUUCUACGUCUAUUCCCAUCGACAAGGAUGAGGAGAAGCCUGUCAUGUCCAAGGUGGGCUGCUCCCUCAUCAAAGAAGACAAGGAAGCGUUUGCAUUAAUAUCGGUGUCGCCUAGCGAGGUUCGAGAUCUCGAUUUCGCUAACGACGCCUGUAAAGUGCUCUCGGCCUUGUCCACCAAACUGCAGCACGGGAAUAUAGAACAUAAUGAGAGGAAAGCUCUGACUUGCUUGUUGCAAGACAUAGUGUACUUCAUAGCGGGCUUCGAGAACGAGCCCAACAAGUCGGAGGCACUGGAACUUGUGGUAGAGAACCCUAACAGAGACCGACAGAAGCUACUCCGGGAACAGUACAUACUCAGGCAGCUCUUUAAGAUAUUACAGGGUCCAUUCCAAGAGACGACUGAUGGAGAAGCGUUCUUGAAGAUCGAGGAGCUGUACGACCCUCGAUAUGCUGCCUAUAAGUACAUCUUUCGUCUUUGCUAUCGAAUUCUAAGACUAAGUCAACAGGACUAUAGAAAGAACCAGGAAUACAUAGCAAAACACUUCGGCUUCAUGCAGAAGCAGAUCGGUUACGACAUAUUGGCAGAGGACACUAUCACUGCCCUGCUUCACAACAACAGGAAGCUUUUGGAGAAGCACAUCACGGCCUCCGAGAUAGAGACCUUUGUUGGUUUGGUCCGCAAAAACAUGAAAACUUGGCAGUCUCGGUUUCUCGACUACCUGAGCGACCUCUGCAUUUCCAACAAGAAGGCUAUUGCCGUGACGCAGGAACUCAUUUGCAAGAGUGUCCUAUGUGCCAAUAACUCGGAUAUACUUAUCGAGACCAGAUUGGUUUCAACAAAAUAUGAAAAAAGCAAUACAUUAGAUCCGGAUGAUACGAGGUACACGGUGGAGGAGGAAGUUAUGCUAUUGUGGAACAAUAAAAAGUGUUCCCGCCUCCUCUCCGAGCUGGCGGCGGAGGCCCGCGCGGAGCCCGGCGGGCAGUCCGCCGCCAUCCUGGACUACUACCGCCACCAGCUCGACCUGUUCUCCAACAUGUGCCUCAACAGGCAGUACCUCGCACUCAACACUCUGUCUCCACAGCUGCAUAUACAUCUUAUACUCAAAUGUAUGUCAAACGCGUCCCUGUCGUACGAGGUGCGCGCUUCGUUCUGCCGCCUCAUGCUGCACCUGCACUGCGACAGAGACCCCCAGGAGCCAGUCACCCCUGUCAAGUAUGCCAGGCUGUGGACCGAGGUCUGCGACAGGAUACAUAUACACGACUAUCAAUGUGUUAAAGGCGGACCUGAUGCUAACCGGGAGAAGGUUAAAGAGCAGUUUGCGUCCACAAUACGCUUCGUGGAAAACUACCUCUGUAACGUGGUUACCAAGACCUGGUACUUUAGUGAUCACGAUCAGAAUAAGUUGACCUUCGAAGUCGUUAAACUUGCCAGGGAACUCAUCUACUUCGGAUUCUAUAGUUUCAGUGACCUUCUGCGGUUAACAAAGACAUUACUAAGUAUUUUGGACUGCGUCACAGCUAUGGACCUACUUAACGAGACAAACGCGCUCUCUGGAGAAGUGGAAUCUGAAGGCGGUGUAUUGCGCAGUAUUGGUGACAUGGGCGCUGUAAUGACAUCCAUCACACUUGGAUCUGUCGCUAGAAAUGCGAGUGGCAACACGUCUAACGCAGGCCCAAGCAGCAGUGGAGGAGGUCUGCAGCGCACUGCGUCCGCGCUGCUACUGGCCCGGGAGCAUCCCCUCGUCAUGGACACCAAGCUCAAGAUCAUCGAAAUACUACAGUUCAUCCUAGACGUAAGAUUGGACUAUCGCAUCAGCUGUCUCCUGUCUAUAUUCAAGAAGGAGUUCGAGCAGGCCGGCGAGAGGUCUGCUGAUACUAUUGGCAGAGCUGAUGUGGAAGCUAUUGGCCUUCAAGCUGAAGGCAUUUUUAGCUGUCGAGCGAUACAAACUGUGCCUGACUGCUGUCUGCCCAAAAAUGUAGAUUUGGAUGGUCUUGAUCUCGAUGAGUGCGGCGGUCGGAUGGUCCUCCGCGUGCUGCUGCAGCUGUGUUCGCAGGGUGCGUCCGCGGCCCUCGUGUCCGGGGCCCUGGCACUCCUGUUCCGGCACUUCAGUCAGAGGCAGGAAGUACUCGCUGCGUUUAAGCAGGUCCAACUUCUUGUGUCUGAUGCGGACGUGGAGUCCUAUAAGCAGAUAAAAGCGGACCUGGACCUUCUCAGACAGAGCGUGGAAAAAUCUGAACUGUGGGUGUUCAAUAAGGGACGUGCGGUCCUUAUUGAUGAACAUAUUAGUGUAACAGGCACGGUCGUAGGCCCGGGCGGCGCGGUGCUGGAACGUAACACGUCGCUCGAAAAUGUUCUAGACACUUCUAGAACGGCCAAACACGACCACAAUGAAUAUAAGAAAGUUAAAGAGAUCCUCCAGCGCAUGAUACGAUACUGCACGCACGGUAAUAGCGGCGGCAACGGCGGCGACAGCGGCCACAGCGGCCACAGCGGCCACAGCGGGCGCGACGGUAGCCGGCCGCGCCGCCACGAGCAGCGACUACUGCGGAACAUCGCCGUGCACAACAUCGUGCUCGACCUGCUGCAGGUGCCUCAUGACGAAGACGACAUGGCGAUGGAUGAACUCCUGGCAUUAGCUCACGAGUUCCUCCAACACUUCUGUCACGGCAACCAACAGAACCAGGCGAUACUUCACAAGCACCUGGACCUGUUCCUUAAUGCGGGGACCCGCGAGGCGCAGACCGUGUGUUCGAUAUUCAAGGACAACGCGGCGCUGUGCGCGCACGAGGGCAACGAGAAGGUGGUGGCGCACUUCGUGCACUGCAUCGAGUCCCGCGGCCGCCGCCCCGCAUACCUGCACUUCCUGCAGACCAUCGUGCACGCAGACACGCACUACAUACGGAGGAGCCAGGAUCUGGUUAUGCAGGAGAUGGUAAAUGCCGGCGAAGACGUGUUAGUGUUUUACAAUGACAAGGUAUCGUUCAACAACUUCAUACAGAUGAUGCGACAAUAUCGGAAAACUAACGAAAUGCCGGAAGCGCUCAGGUAUCAUAUACAAUUAGUAAAAUUGCUGACAUGCUGCACGAUGGGCAAAAAUGUAUAUACAGAAAUAAAAUGUCACUCUCUCCUGCCACUGGACGAUAUAGUAUCCAUGAUCACGCAUCCUGACUGUAUACCCGAGGUAAAAGAAGCAUACGUAGGGUUCCUGAACCAUUGCUACAUAGACACGGAGGUCGAGAUGAAGGAGAUCUACUCUAGCAACUACAUGUGGGACCUCUUCGAGCGAUCCUUCCUACACGACAUGCAGGCCAUCCUACAGGCCGACACUACUCAUCCGACCACGCCAGCAGGUCCGUCGUCCGAGGCCCCGAGUACGUCCCGGCGGCCGCCUCAGGUGGGCAGCCAGAAGGCCUGGGUCAAUUACGUCACCGAUGUGCUCAUGCACACUAUAUGCACCUUCUUCAAUUCUCCCUUUAGUGACCAAAGCACUACAGUGCAGACUCGACAGUCGAUCUUCGUGAAGCUGCUGCAGACCACGUUCAGUAUAUAUCAGUGUCCCUGGCUGACUCCGCCACAGAAGCUCAACGUCGAGAAAUGUAUACGCACACUCAGCGAAGUUGCAAAAUCUCGAAGCAUAGCCAUCCCCUUGGAGCUAGAAGCUAAAAUCCAGACGGUGUUUGAGAAGGCGGCCGCCCUUUCGCGCCAGACCAGCAAGUGGCUCUUGGCCUCAAAGACAUCGAAGCUUGAGAAGAUGGCAUCGCAAGCGAACCUCCAGAACGACCGGUCGGUGAUGGAGGGGCUGCAGGAGAUAGUGGCGCUGCUGGAGGAACAGCUGCGGCCGCUGCUGCAGGCCGAGCAGUCGCUGCUGGUGGACAUCCUCUACAAGCCUCACCUGCUGUUCACCGGCCACGGGGAGGCCGCUCACGCAGACACUAGCGGGAUCUUCAUCUCUAGAUUAAUCCGGCAUACGGAGAAACUUCUAGAAGAAAAGGAAGAGAAGUUAUGUGUCAAGGUGCUGCGUACCUUACGAGAGAUGAUGGCUGUCGAUCCCGAGUACGGAGAGAAGGGCAACCAGCUCCGCUCGAAGCUGCUGUCCCAGUACUUCGUGAAUCGUAAAUCUGAACCCAAGAUCAUGCCCCCUCCGAGUUCUGUAACCGUCACCCACGGACCUGGUGAAAGUCAUCCGCUGAAGAUGAAGACAGCGAAAGUGCUACUGAGGACUGGGCAGACCCUGGCCCAAGUACAGGCACACCUGGACAAGGAAGGAGCAUCCGAUCUCGUGGUAGACCUGGUCAUCAAGAGUACCAAUCGACAAGCUAUCUUCCUAGAGGCUAUACAACUUGGCAUCGCGCUCCUCGAGGGUGGCAACCCUAUAAUUCAACACAGCAUAUUCACCAAGCUGCAAAAUGGAGAAAUUUCGCAAGCAUUCUUAAAGGUAUUCUACGAUAAGAUGCGUGAAGCCCAGCAAGAGAUCAGGUCUCUGGCUGCCAGCAGUACGUCUGCAGCCAGCACUGAGAAGCAGCGCUCCAGCUAUUCAGAAAUCAAGAAGCCUAUCACUGGCGACGGUACCAAGUCUCCAAUGGUGCUGGUGGUGGGCGAGGAGAUGGAUGACGAGGUCAGCAGCGCAUGCGGCUCCGCUGUCCACGCAUACUCGGAUAUACACACUAUGUCUCAUGGUACAACGGCUUUAGAAGAAAUUAUGGCGGAGAAAAAGGAGGCUGGCAACUCAGACGUGCUGCCUCCUAAGGUGGCCAUCAUGAAACCUAUACUACGAUUCUUGCAGUUACUCUGUGAAAACCACAACCCGGACUUACAGAACUUACUACGGAAUCAAAACAAUAAGUCGAACUACAAUCUCGUGUCGGAGACGCUAAUGUUCCUGGACUGUAUCUGUGGAUCCACCACUGGAGGCCUAGGGCUGCUGGGUCUGUACAUCAAUGAGGGUAACGUGGCUCUCAUCAACCAGACCUUAGAGACACUCACUGAAUACUGCCAAGGUCCAUGCCACGAGAACCAGAACUGUAUAGCGACGCACGAGAGUAACGGUCUAGACAUAAUAACUGCAUUAAUUCUGAAUGAUAUCAACCCGCUCGGCAAGACACGUAUGGAUCUAGUCUUAGAGCUGAAGAACAACGCCUCUAAGCUGCUCCUGGCCAUUAUGGAGUCGCGAAACGAUUCAGAGAAUAACGCUGAACGUAUACUCUAUAAUAUGAACCCCAAGCAAUUGGUGGAUGUUGCUUGCUCCGCGUUUCAUCAGGAGCACGCAAUGGACGCUGACUCGGAUUCUGAAGACGAUGCCAUCGUUCAAGGAGUAUCUCCUAAAGAAGUGGGGCACAACAUCUACAUCCUGUGCCACCAGCUCGCGGCCCACAACAAGGAGCUGGCGGCGCUUGUGCGAGCUUCCCCGCACGGCUCCAACGCGGACGCGCUGCGGUACUACAGGACGCACACCGCGCAGAUUGAAAUAGUCCGUACGGAUCGCAGUAUGGAACAGAUAGUAUUUCCCAUCCCGGAAAUAUGUGAGUAUCUACCGGCGGAUAGUAAACAUCGCGUCUUGCAGAGUGCCGAGCGGGAUGACCAGGGUAGCAAGGUCGCUGACUUCUUCUCAAGGCUUGAUAACCUAUUCCACGAGAUGAAAUGGCAGAAGAAACUUAGAGGGCAGAGAUUCCUUUUCUGGGUUUCAUCCUACAUGUCUCUGUGGAGCAACAUACUGUUUAACUUCGCGGUUCUGAUCAACGUCAUAGUCGCUUUUUUCUAUCCGUUUCAAGAAGAUACACCAAAGCUGGGCCAGCACCUGUCGCUGGUGGUGUGGGUGGUGUCGGGCGUGGCGGGCGCGCUGGUGACGUGGCUGCCGCGCGGCGGCGGGGCGCGCGCCCUCAUCGCCAGCGCCGCCGUGCGCUUCAUGUACUCGGCGGGACCGGAGCCCACGCUCUGGAUGCUCGCUAUGCUCACUAUAGUGGUGAAAGGUAUCCACUUGGUGAGUAUUAUGGGCAACCAGGGUACACUAUCUAAAUCACCAGGGAAGGUGCUAACAGACCCUGAACUGCUGUACCACAGCGUAUACCUUGUCUUCUGCUUCUGCGGAAUUUGUUGGCACCCAUUCUUCUUUUCUGUUCUGCUGCUGGACAUAGUUUACCGCGAAGAGACUCUCCUAAACGUGAUGCGAUCUGUGACUCGCAACGGCCGGUCCAUCUUACUGACGGCCGUGCUGGCGCUUGUCCUUGUCUAUAUGUUCUCCAUCGUAGGCUACGUGUUCUUCAGAGACCAUUUCCUUGUCGCUGUCGACAGGCUGGACGACGAUGACGACCCCCGCUUCGAGCCGGACGGCUGCGAGGGCGGCGCGGGCGGCGCGGGCGGCGCGCGCUACGCGGCGGGCGAGCAGUGGCGCGCGGCGCGGCUAGUGUCGGUGGGCGGCGAGCUGCGUGAGCGGAGCUGUGACUCGCUCAUCAUGUGCAUUGUCACCACGCUCAACCAGGGGCUGCGCAACGGCGGCGGCAUCGGAGACAUCUUGCGCGCGCCCGCUAGCUUCGAGCCACUGUUCGUAGCGCGUGUGGUCUACGACCUGCUAUUCUUCUUUGUGGUCAUCAUCAUCGUCCUGAACCUCAUCUUCGGUGUCAUCAUUGACACCUUCGCAGACCUCAGGAGUGAGAAGCAACAGAAGGAACAUAUUUUGAAAAACACCUGUUUUAUUUGCGGUUUGAACAGGUCAGCCUUUGACAACAAGACAGUCUCAUUCGAGGAGCACAUAAAGAGCGAACACAAUAUGUGGCACUACCUCUACUUCAUGGUGCUGGUCCGGGUCAAAGACCCUACGGAAUUCACCGGCCCCGAGAGUUACGUGCAUUCUAUGAUAAAGACAAGUAAUUUAGACUGGUUUCCACGACUCCGCGCUCUGUCACUGAUGGGGGGUGGCGAGGGGGAGGGAGGCGAGCUGGAGCUGCGCGCGCUGCAAGCACAGCUCGACCGCGCGCAGCAAGCUGUACAUACUCUCACCGACCUACUCACCGACCUGCGGGACCAGAUGACGGAGCAACGCAAGCAGAAGCAACGUAUAGGCUUACUAAACUCAACCUCGGCGUAUUUACAGAAUUUGCAGAUGAACUUACCACCGUAAACAGCACGCCAAUACUUACCCGUGCCAAUACCCACGUAUUAUACAUGUAUGACAAUUUAAGACUCAAGUCAUUUGUUAUAAGGUUUGGAUUACAGAACACAUAUAUAUUCGUAAACACAUAUAUUUCUUGUCCAUAGAAAUAUGUUCAAAAUUCGCUCCCGGGUGACCGUAUUUUAACAUAUAAAAUUUUAAAAUAUAAAUGAACGUACUAAACCAUUGACGUUAUACAUAAAUACGUGUAGAUAUAUAAUUAUAUAUUAAUUACGACCCAACACGGGUGUCAAACCUAAAACAUGCACCUCCAAGAAACUUGACGCUACACAAUCAUUAAGGAAUGAUAAUAAAUGUUUUUUUACAUAGAAACAUAGAACAAAUUUUAAAAUAAAUGUCAAAGUUGUGUAAUUAGUAUUAUUAUAAUUAUUCUUUGACAUUUCUUGAUGGCUUUAGAUUUCUUCUGACAGACUGAUGUCGAUACAAAGGAGAUAUAAAAUAAUAAUAAUAUACAGGGCAUAAGGUACACUAUAACAGGCUGACCUGUACGCGAAUUAAUUUCAGAAACGUUAUGAAAGAUGAAAAAACGUGAAUAGUUUUUGUACCUUACACAAAGACGUGGUCUUUAACACGGCGAAACGCUCGCAACAGACGCAGUAGCGCCGGCAGCGAGAUGUUUACGACGUUUGUACUUGCUUGGGCAGUACAUAUAAUUAAAAAAAAACCUUCGACGUUUGCGAGAUAUUAUUAUCUUAUGCGCGGUCAUUCCAGUAUUUCAAUACCUAAAUAAAAAAUAUCACUUUACGUGAAUUCUAAUUAACUAAAAAUGACCGAAAAUAACAAGUUGACAAUUGACAUUUUGUCCUGUUUAAAUGUAUCCUUUACACACAUUUUACUAUACACAUAACAAAUAAAUGUGCAUCUACUGUUCUGCUCUAUCGUGAUAAUAUGAAUAUAAGUAAAUUAAAAUAAUUAAAUAUUUUUCAUUACUGAUUCUUUGACAGGCGAGACAUUCAUGUGACUUAUUGUAGGUUUUUAUAAUUACUUGAGACACUAAAGAAAAACCUUUAAUAAUCUUAAUAAGAAAUAAUAAAUGAUCUAUUCUAAAUUUUGUUCUAAAAUGGUAAUUUGUCACACGUAAAAAUGUACACCUAACCUACACCACGUCAUUAUAUAAAACAAUAAUUAUGUUCCGUUUGUGAGACAUACUAAAUUAAUUAUUAUGUUUUCGACUUCUUGCGUAAC